AUGUUCUCGGGUGUCGAGUGGUUACUACCACGCGGUGAUAAACCAGGUGGUGGCUGUGGUGGUGUUAAAACAGAGAUGAGUGUUGAGGAAGAUAUCGAUUCUUUCGUACUAAUAUUACAAACAUCGAUCUCUGGUGACAUUGGUAGUAAUGCAGAUCCAGUAGAUUCAUUUGUUAUACUAGUAUUAGAUGAGUUGAAAACAUUAUUAUUGUCUUGGUAUAGAGAUAUACAAAUCAAAGAUUAA
This is a messenger RNA of Heterostelium album PN500, 243 nucleotides long. RefSeq lists its product as uncharacterized. Bases 1 to 243 code for a protein of 80 amino acids. The record is from RefSeq and is a predicted model, not a curated record. Lineage: Eukaryota; Evosea; Eumycetozoa; Acytosteliales; Acytosteliaceae. The transcript is spliced from 3 exons.